Closterium sp. NIES-67 is the source of this 3594-nucleotide messenger RNA. NCBI's taxonomy places the organism in Eukaryota, Viridiplantae, Streptophyta, Zygnematophyceae, Desmidiales, Closteriaceae. The record is from the annotation of a GenBank genome assembly.
UAUAGGGAGGGAAUCUUUGUGCUUAUGGGGUUUCCUUGGUUGGGGACUCUCUUGGGACCUUCCAUCUCAUCCCUCUCUUCUAUCCCAACCUUUCUCUUGCUCCUCUAAUUCCUUGUGAGAUUCUUGAACUUUGAUUGAACUUUUUGAGAUUGAGUUAAGUUCUCCUCCUACAGCUUACCCCCUAAUGCGUCGAAAGCCAUAGCGUCGCGAAUACUUUAUCACUCAACUUUUUUGUCGACGUCGUUUCUUGUGAAGACGACUUUUCUGUCUAGAAUUUCGGAUUUAUAUUUUGAGUAAUUCUAGCUCCUAAGUUCACCUAGACUCCGUCCUUAAUCCUAACAAGUGGUAUCAGAGCCAUAUUGAGGACAUUGAGAGGAGUCUACAGAAGUGUGAAGACCCUUCUAGACCCACCAUGGCCUGUGGGUGUGCCUAAGUGGUGUUCUAAAGGUUGGAUGUGUCUUCCGCUAAGGGGAAACUCUGCCGAAAUUUCGUGGACGCCGACACUUGUGAAAAUAUCGAGGGAGCUGAGUGUGGACAGCAAAGGGGAGCUGAAAUUCGUCAUUUUUCAAGGAGAAGAUGAAUGAGAGGGGAGGAGAUGCUAAUGGAAGAGGAGCUGUACCCGAGAAGACAAGUGAGCCGCCGCCAUCAAAAGUUGAAGCUUUGGAUGGCUCCAACUAUGAGGAAUGGAGCGGUUGGAUGAGGACUGCCUUCAAACGCUACAAGCUACUGAAGAUUGCUGUUGGGGAAGAGAAGAUGCCGGAGGAAGGCGAAGCACGUGAACGGUGGAUUGAGAAAAGCGCCGUGCUUUUCGACCUCAUCCUUCAAUCGGUCAACAAGGAGAUGUUCAAGCACAUCAAGGAUCUUGUGGAAGCGGAUGAUUCGGGUCCAAGGGCGUGGAAACUACUACGCGAUGUGAUUCAGCCCAACACUCUCCCGAUGGUGAUCGUGCUCGAGAAGGAACUUGCUGCCAUCUCCAUGCGACCAGGGGACGAUGUGAAGCCGGUCCUUGACAAGAUCAAUGACACCUAUGCAAGGAUGGCAGCAGAGGGAAGCAGUGUAUCUCAGCUGCAGCAGUGCACCAAGAUCAUCUCGGUGUUGGACAACUCUUGGGACAACCUCAUCCCCACCCUCAACUCUCAGCAAGAUCAAUGGACACCUGAGUGGCUAAGGCAGCAGAUUCUGCAGGAGGACUUCCGCAGACGCCAUGUGGGAGGUGGUGCUUCCACUAAGAUUGCUGAGGGGUAUGGAGCUGCAGGGCGCGGCAGAGGAAGAGGGGGUUGGAGAGGCCGAGGCCGUGGGAGGAGCUUUGGCAGAGGUAGAGGCCGAGGUGACUAUAAUGAGGGGCAUGGGAGCUCCAGUGGCAGGGGGAGUACCAGAAUGGAGGUCACCUGCUGGUACUGCAAGAAGGUCGGGCAUCCUUGGUUCAAGUGCUUCAGCAGGCCGGAGGGAUGGGCACCUCCAGGCAUGAAGCCGCCAAGUGGUGAACGCGCACAAGGUGGCGCUGUGCAAGGCUCAGGUGCACAAGGUGAAGGUGCACAAGGUAAUGCCUAUCUUGGGAUGUUUCUCAUGGUUGAGGAUAUGCAUGGGCAUGAGGGUGAUGUGGGAUCUGUGGGAAAGGUUGUAAUGCACCCUCUCACGCACAGGGUGAUUGAUUCAGGUUGCACCAGUCAUAUGACGCCACGGGCAGAUUUGCUUGAUGAGGUAAAACCCCCUGGGAAGAUUAAGUAUGUGGCAGCAGCGUCAGGUGCUUUGCUCCCUGUGAUUGGUGUUGGAAAUGUCAAGGUUAAGGGAGCUAAUGGGGAGCUUGUGGGGCUUGGAAAUGUUCUGCUGGUUGAAGGUUUGUCUGCUAACCUUCUCUCUGUGCGGCGACUGCAGAAGAGCAAGGCCGAAGUGACCUUUGGAUCAACCAGCUGCCGUGCUAAGCUUGGGAAGAAGGUGCUGUGGAGUCUGGAAGAGGAGACCAGCUGCAUCAAGGACCUGUGGCAGCUGCCCAUCAUCCCUUGGAAUGGGAAGACUCCAACAGCAGCAACGGCAGCAGCGGCAAAGGCAACAGCAGGAGGAGAUGCAACUGCACCAACUCAUGGGGUCAUGGAAGCAGUUAAGAAAGUGCAGCAGCAGCAGACACAUGGUGAGGUGCUUGCUGGUGUGGAUGCGAGUGCGGCAUGGGCUAAGGCUUCAUCAAGGAAUGGUGAGGCUGAUUGGGAGACAUGGCAUGAGAGGCUGUGUCAUGUGAACUUCCCUAUGCUGCAGAAUUUGGUGAAGGAUGGAAACCUAAAGGGCUUGGAGGUGAAAGGGGGAGUGAAGGAGAUUGGGAGCUGCCCUACAUGCUUGGAGACCAAGUUCUCCAAGUUCCCCUUCAACAGCACUACAGGACCAGCCAAGACCCCACUUGCACUUGUGCACAUGGAUGUGAUGGGGCCUACAAGAGCCCCUUCCCUCUCAGGCAGCCGCUAUUUCUUGACAAUUGUGGAUGACCACACUCGGGCAGUGUGGGUUUACCCUUUGAAGAGCAAGGGGGAGGUGGCAGCGGCUGUCCUUAAGGAGUGGAUGCCUAGAGCUCAGAGGGAAUGCGGACACAAGAUGAAGGUGAUCCGCAGUGAUAAUGGUGGGGAGUUCAUUGGAGCUGAUUUUGAGGGGGAGUUGAAGAGGAAGGGGAUCCAACAUCAACUAACAGUGCCCUACAACCCACAGCAGAAUGGCGUGGCUGAGAGGUUCAACAGGACCCUGCAGGAGGGGGCACGCACUCUCCUUGGGCGUGCAAGGCUGCCUGAUCCGUUUUGGGUGUCUGCACUGAGGCAGGUCGCCCUUGUGAAGAACAGGGUGAUGGCUACAGUUGGGGAUAAGGAGUGGAUCCCGUAUACCAAGUGGUAUGGGAGUGCUCCAGCUGUGAACAUGCUGAGGGCAUUUGGGUGCAUGGUGGUGUUUCAUGUGCCCAAGGAGAAAACGGGGAAGUUCGAGGCUUCUGGAAGAUGGGGUGUGCACUUGGGGAUUGCAAAGGAUCACAAGGGGUGGCUGCUGUGGGACUUGACCACCCAGAAGCUGACAGUGUCAAGGGAUGUGAAGUUUCUUGAAUCCCAAUACUACAAGGAAUGGAAGCAGCAGCAACAGAAGCUUCCAUCUACACCGCUCAUUGUGUAGGCAGAUGAGGUGCAGCGGCCUUCAAGACAGGUGGAGGUUGCAGUGUCUGAGGAGGAGAUGUCUGGGGUGACGGAGGAAGGGGGAGCAGCUGAAGUGGAGCAGCAGCAGCAGCAGCAUGAGUCUCCACCUCGAGUUCCACACCCGCCUGAGCGACCUAGGAGGGAUGUGCGCCCUCCGGUGAGGCUGACCUAUGGGGGAAGAGGCAAGCCGAAUGUGGUGCAGGCUGGGAGUGUGGUUGAGCAGAUUGAGGAAGAUGAGAUCGCUCACUGCUACUGGGCACCAAUCCCUGAGCCCAAGACUCGAGAGGAGGCCUUGAAUGGACCAAAUGGGGAGAAGUGGAAGGCAAGUGAGGAUGAUGUCACAGGAUCGAAUGUGUCGAGGAAAGGUUGCACUAUCGAUCAGUACAAGGCGCUUUUAUACUUCCAAAGUACAGUACAUCAGGUAACCCGGUUUAUC